UGAGGUGAGGGGAAAGGGUGGAGAAACUCAGGAACAAUCAAACAAAUGAAGCGUCUCAUCCUAACAUAAUAAGAUAUGAUCCUGUACGGCCAAUAAACCCACCACCCCCUUUCCAGCAAACUCAAAACGGCGCUGAAUCCCAACAUCGAUUGAUCAAACACAAAACAAUACAACUACAACACUCAACCUCAAAAGAAGAAAAUAUUCUUUUAAAAGAAGAAGAUGGUGGAAGCGACUUAAGAUGGUGGGGGGCGACUCCAUGUAUGUUGGAGGCGAUUUGUUUAGCCAAAAAAAAAUUGAACGUAACCGCUACAAAUAAGAGCUCAACCAAGGCUUUGGGUUCAUCUUGUUGUUUCUCUUUCUACUCUAUCUUUUUUUGUUUUUAUAUUUUUGGUGAAUUUGUUACCAUUGGUUAUAAUUUAGAAAAAUAUUGAAAAAAAUGAGUGAUAGAAUUAGUUUGAAAGUAUAUUAUAAUGGUCAAACUUUAUCUCAAACAUCUGAAGGUAUAAGAUUUAUGUGCCAGAAUUCAUGUGAUAUUGUUCCUUUUAUUAUAUUAUUUGAAAAAUUAAAAAGUCUAAUUUGUGAAAUGAUAGAUCUUCAGAUAUUGAAAAGAGUAACUAGUGUUCUUUACAAAUAUCCUAUAAUAGUAUUUGGAGGAUUCAUACAAUUCGAGAUGAAGUAUGUCACUUGUGAAGUAACGAUGCAAGAAAUGUUUUCAAUAUAUCAAGAAAGACGAUCACAAGACUUUGCCAUCGAGUUAUACGUUGAGUUCGAACACUUGACUUAUGGUGUUGAAGAAGCCGAUGGGGACAUGGACUGGGAAGGCUACAAUAGUGAAAGUGAAGAUGAAUUUGAAGGCAACUAUGAAAUAGAUGAUCCAAAUGUAGAUGGAGACGAUGUUGAUUGCGCUAAUGAGCCAGACAUAGAAGAAGUGACAAAUGUCCUAGCAAGCCAACAUCUGUUUGGAGAACCGUCUUUUAUGCGCGAUUUGCAUCUUGCGGCCUUGAAUGCACCGGAGUUUUCUAAGUAUGCGAAUGCUAGUAUGUGAAUAUGAUAUUAAUAGAUUAUUUCUAUAUUUUCUGUACUAUGAGAUGAUGAUUCUACUUGAGAUGAUGAUUCUAC
Arachis ipaensis is the source of this 1122-nucleotide messenger RNA. Lineage: Eukaryota; Viridiplantae; Streptophyta; Magnoliopsida; Fabales; Fabaceae. The record is from RefSeq and is a predicted model, not a curated record.